Molecule: messenger RNA, 2031 nt
Organism: Vicia faba (fava bean)
Lineage: Eukaryota; Viridiplantae; Streptophyta; Magnoliopsida; Fabales; Fabaceae
Source: the annotation of a GenBank genome assembly
AUGGUUCGUGUGGGUCUUCCAAAGAAGAACCCUAAAGUUUUGAAACCCGCUUUCACCAUUCCUCCCAAACUGUUACAAUCCCUUGUAGAAGACCCUAAAUGGGAUGACAAAGGCAGCAUCACACAAAACUACAAUUCCUUCGGCGUCGUCAAUGACCCUAACUCCCUCACCGAUUCUCUUCGAGCUCCUCCUUCUGUCUCCGAUGACCCCAACGAUUCCGGCAGUGACCUCGAAGAAGACGAUUUGAAAUCGGCACUGGGAAAGAGAAGAAGAGAUGGUAAAAGUGCACUUCCCCAACCUUUGACUUCGAUUCAGCGUCUUUAUAUUAGUCGGCUAGUUGAGAAAUAUGGAGCUGAUUUUCAGAGAAUGAUGAUGGAUAUAAAGCUAAAUCCUAUGCAGCAUUCUGUUGCAACUUUAGAGAAAUUGUAUUACAAACUUCCGGUUGUGAGUUGUGCUGGAAAGUUCGAUGAUGCUUUGCAGAAGUAUAAGUUGGCCAAGGAAAACAUCAAAGAGAUUCCAUCUUUUCAAAGUAGAAAACUUCUUUUGGCAUGCUCACUUAACUUGAUGGCCUGCUACUUGAAGACAAGGCAGUAUGAUGAAUUCAUAAAAGAAGGUUCUGAGGUUUUGGCGUAUGACGCAAAGAACCUUAAGGAUCUUUAUCGAAGAGGCCAGGCAUAUAAGGAACGAGGCCUGCUACGGGAUGUCGUCACUAAUUUGAGCAAUGCACUUGAAGUGUCUCCUGAUGAUGAUAUAAUUGGAGAGCUUUUACGGGACACCAAGGAACAGUUGAUAAAGGAAGGUGGUCAUUGUGCUCCUGGAAGAUUAGUAAUUGAAGAAAUAACUGAAGAAGUUGAGAAUGUUCCUUCUGGAAACAACAGAAACUCUUCUACCGAACAAACGAUUGAUCAACCAAAAAAGUCUGGCGACUCUUCUAAGAGUUACAAUAUAGCUAACAAUGGAAAUCUAAAAUCAAAUUCAGACAAUAUAGAUACACUGAAGAAAGAUCCAGAAGCCAUCAGAUCAUUCCAAAAUUUUAUUUCCAAAGCUGAUCCUGCCACUCUGGCUUCUUUGAACAUUGGGCAAUCCCAAGACGUGUCUCCAGAUAUGAUUAAAGCGUCCUCGGAUAUGAUCGGCAAGAUGUCACCCGAGGAACUUCAAAAAAUGUUCGACAUGGCGUCUUCAUUUCAAGGGAACAACCCAUUUCUCAGAGGAGGUUCCUCUGAUUCUCCUUUCAACUCUGGAUCAGUUCCUCCCAAUGUGACACCUGAUAUGCUUAAAACAGCAACUGAUAUGAUAAGUAAAAUGCCACCGGAUGACCUUAAGAAGAUGUUUGAAAUGGCAUCCUUAAUGAAAGGGAAAGAAUCUAUUCCAUCAGCAGCAGCUGUAGACAAGAAAGGAAGAAAUUUGUCACAGUCAAACUUCCCAUCCUCAAGCACCACUCGUGCUUUUGGAGAAUCAAGUUUUUCUGACAAUGCGUUUUCAAAUAUUAUAAAUGCUUCAGAGCCAAACUUCCCAUCCUCAAGUACUGAUUUACAAGAACAGAUGAGAAACCAGAUGAAAGAUCCAGCUAUGCGACAUGAAGAUGGAUGCUUUGUUGGUAAAGGCGACAAUCAAAUAAUCAGUUGUCAAGAACAUGAUGAAAGCCCUAUACGUUCAGUUCACCGUCGGAGUUCUACCAUUAUAUUUGGUUACAUUCACAGGUAUAUUGUUUGUUUUAGCGGAAGUUGUCAAACAACAUCUAUGUCGAUCGUUUCCAGAUCGACAUCUUCUUCUGCAGAAAGUGAACAAAUAAAGGAAAUGCAAGAAGAAAUUAAUGCACUUAAAGAAAAUAAUUCAAAAAUUGAUGAAUUAACACAGGCAAUCAUAUUCUUAACGCAAAGGGACAAGGCGAGGACAAAGGAAAUUGAACUCUUAAUGCAAAUGCAGAAUUUUAGUGGAAGACAGGGAUUGGAAUCACCCGCUGAUGGUAGACGUUCAUCUGAGUCUAGCUACCGUAUUGGAGAUAAUGGAACUUCAGGGGGGACAAAUUAG